AUGGCCUCUGCCGUCACUCAGGCACAGGAUGUCAUCACUUGCAACAUUUGUAUCAAACCUGUCCAGCAAUUUUGUAACAGCUGCCAAGUCGGUCUGUGUGAAGACUGCAUCAACAAACAUGUCAACAAUCUCAAGUCCAUGAAGCAUGACAUUGUUCCUUUCACAAAGCGUACAGUACAGCUUGUCUUCCCUCAGUGUACAUCUCAUUCCCACCAGAGAUGUGAGGUUCACUGUCAACAGUGUGAUGUCCCGGUCUGCAUAAAAUGUCUCACAGGUCUACAUCAGGAUCAUGAGGUUGUGGACAUAGCAGUCAUCAUUGCAAUGAAGAAAGAAAUUAUCAAAAGAGAAGCAGAAGAAAUUGAGGUCAUCAUUUCCAAACACGCAGCACAAGAAGCAUAUGCUGAAAACAAAAUUUCUAAAACUAUCACUCAUUUUGCAGCUCUAGGAAAACAAGCUACUGAUCAAAGAAAUCAAUGGCACUUAGAGGUGGACAACAUCUUUAACAAAAUUGAGUCACUGAUCCAAUCACUCAGAGAUCAUCAUAUUACAACUCUUCAAUCAUGCCAGUUCCAACUCAGAAUUCAGAAUUCCAGUAUGAGCCAAACUGUUCAAGAAAAAAAAGAAAUUCUUAAGUCUUACAAUGUUUCUGAUGUCACAAACUACAAAUCAAGACUGGAUGAAUACAAAACUAUUCCACAAAUACCUGAUUUACCAUUUCCCUCUCUUCAAACAAACACGGUCCAAGGGAGAGAAAUCAGUAUAGAGUUAGGAGAAUACAAGACUACACUGACACAGACAUCACUAUCCAGUCUGACAGAUGAAAUCUCCUUUUCAACAGUUAAGGAAUUAUUGGAAGAGGCCAGAGUGAUUGCAAACAUUCAAACAAAUGUUAAAAACUUAUUUAAAGUGGCCUGUGUGGGAUCGAAUAAGGCUUGGGUAAGUGGAAAAGACAAAAUGCUAACCUGUAUAGACUUACAUGGAGCUGUACAAGACACUGUCACCAGUACACGUGAGUUCUUCCCUAAUGAUAUUACAGUGAACACACAUGGAGAUGUAAUGUAUAGUGAUGGUCAUAAUACAACUGUGAACAUUGUCAGAGGUGGAAAGACAGAGACACUAAUCACAACACCAAUGGGCUGGCAUCCAACAGGACUGUGCUUUAACAGAUCAGGGGAAAUCCUAGUUGGUAUGUGUACUACUGAUUAUAAUCAAUUCAAAAUAGUUCGUUACCAAGGACAAAGAGUGAUACAGGUAAUAAAUAAAGAUGAACAUGGUGAUCAAAUCUAUCAAGGAGGGAAAUAUGUAAUUUAUGUCGUGGAGAACAACAAUGGAGACAUAGUGGCCUCUGAUCUUAAUGCUAGAGCACUGGUAGUGGUGGACAGGACAGGAAAAUUUAGAUUCAGAUACAACAACAAACCUCCAGGGGGAAAGAAACCAUUCUGUCCCAGACAAAUAGUAACAGACUCCAUGAGUCACAUCAUUGUGGCCGAUGAACGCAAUAACUGUUUACACAUUUUAGAUCAGAAUGGCCAGUUCCUAAGAUGUGUGGACAAACUAGGAGGAGAUAAACCUAUGGGACUGAGUAUUGACUGUGAAGGGAGGUUGUGGGUUGGAUUAUUUAGUUCCGGAGACGUUAAAGUGAUACAACACUUGAAAUAA
Messenger RNA from Saccostrea echinata, 1659 nucleotides. RefSeq lists its product as uncharacterized. Lineage: Eukaryota; Metazoa; Mollusca; Bivalvia; Ostreida; Ostreidae. The record is from RefSeq and is a predicted model, not a curated record. The transcript has a single exon. Bases 1 to 1659 code for a protein of 552 amino acids. Gene Ontology annotation, molecular function: zinc ion binding.